GCAUGUUUAUUUCAUAAUAGUAUUUUAUGCCCCUGAAUGAUAUGGGCCGCUUGGAUGUGUGUGGAAGCGAUCGCUAUUUUUAUUUAGUUUUUUGAAUCCCGCGCCAUGAAAAUGAGUGACUUCCGGCUUCGGUCUUGCAUUGAGGAGGAGGGCGCUGUGACGUGUACGGUAGAAGACGUCCUCUUCACGCUACAGUGCACUGUUGUGUAUGAGGACGAAGAAUUCAGCUGAUUUUGCGGAUUAAUACGUUUAUUUUUCGCAUCACGCCAGUCAAACGGCUGCAGAAAAAACAUUCUGUAUGAGGGAGAGGCGUAUGCGCCUUUUUGGAGUUUCAAAAGGUUCCUAUUCACCGUGGAUAUUUACUGUGGGACCAUUGGACUUACGAGGAAGUGAGUAAACAUCUUGUUUUGUAUUAUGUCAAAUACGAAUACAGCGAUUACAAAGUAAACACUACAAACUUCCUUUAAAUGAAGGACUACUUACGUUUGAUCAUUGAUAGGCAUGUAAAAAGCUCUCCUAAUGCUCAUUAGCAGCAGCACGUUAGCUGCACAACAACUCCAGCCACCCUCUUCCGGGGAACGAACUGUAAAUUGCUCUCCGCCGGGCGGUUUGCCGAUCCGCAAAGACAAUCGACAACCGGUUCGUCAUGUCAAAUAAUCCAGGAUAGUUAUGUGUGAUUUUCCGCUUCGAAGACUUUGAAACAUCACUCGGUUCGGGUUAGCAUUUCGGCUAGCUGUCACGCCUUCUGGUUUGUUUACAUUCUCCGAAGCCGGGGAAGGGAAAUGACAUAUGUCCUAUUUAGAUGUCAUAAAAUAUCGUUCGGGAGGUGCGACAGUAAAGGUGAAGUCGACAGUUUUGACCAUUAUGGAGUAAUUUUGCCAUGUCGUCCUGAAUAAAUGCAUUUUUAUUAUUUCAUAUUCCAUUCAGCACAAGACUGUUAUUUGUCAUGACCAUGCCAUUUAUUUAGCAAUUGGGGAAAAUACUUGGAUAAAAAGAAUAUCCUGUAAAAAUAUUGAAGUAAAGAGACAGAAACAAUGACAUUUUGCCGCUCUCUUCGUCGCGUUUUCCUCGUUGUGAAUAGUUCCCCCUCGACGGGCUGACUGGUCCUUCUCAAGCCAUUUAUAUAGCUAUUGGGGAAGAAUACUUGGAUAAAAAGAAUAUCCUGUAAAAAUAUUGGAGUAGAGUGACUGAAACAAUGACAUUUUGCGGCUUUCUUCGUCGCGUUUUCCUCGUUCUGAAUAAUUCCCCCUCAAUGGGCUGAAUAGUAAAACCGAUGAGCCCAGUCUACCGCUGACGUCAUCCUGUUGGGGAGGCUAAAGCCCUAUAAUGGUAGGCGUGGCUAACCGGCAGAUUAAAAGACUAAUUUCUCGUCAUCUGUGCUUUGCUGAAUAUUUGUAUAUAGUCAAAUCGUCUCAAAAUAUGAUUCUAAUUCACAUAAUAAUGCCAUUUAAGACUUUUUUUUCUCGUGUCGUAUGCUCUUUAAUGCUGGGAAAACUUCACAAAAUUGUUUCAAAACUAGUUUUGCAUGAGGAAGAGAGGAAAAACUUGCGAGGAAUAUACCGUAUUUUUUCUUUUUCUAUUAAUGGUUAACAUCCCCAAUCGGAUUUUCCUGAAAAUUUUCUUUCAUUGCCAAAAAUAAGUCGGCAACAGUAACUAUGAUUGACUUGGUUGCGUUGAUUUUUGAUGGUUGGACAGACACUCCAUACAGAGCGUUCAAUUUGUAUACAAACAAAAACGUAAAUGGAUCAGAAUGAGUGACUGGAGACACAGGGCUGUUGAUGAACAAGUGAAGGAAUUCUGCUGCUGGCGGAAGAAGCAGAGGAUGAUGGGGAGGAUGAGGAGGAGGGUGCGAGCUUGUUUCCGCCUGCGUGUGUUUGUGCGUGUGAGCUGAAGCGCGACUCGUUGAGUGGAUGCGUCCUGACACCUGGCGCUCCCUCGCUCCCUUCGUCCGACGCUCACAUUCUCUCCUCCCCGGGCUUGUCUGGUCCGUCCUCCUCCUCUCUUCAUCUUUUGUCCUCUCUCGCUUUCUCUUGCUCGCUCUCCAUCCGGUAUUCCGCCUCGGUUCUCUGGCCGGAGUCCGAUCCUUUUGUGUCGGUAUCUCGCCUCGCUAUGGUGCAGGAUUUUUCCAGCUCGGGGCGACGAGGCGCUCGGCUGACAAAGAUGGUGGGAGCGAGGACCUUGGAGACCCCCGCUCGCCCGGUCUAGACCAUCACUUCAGCUACUUUGGCCAAGGUGGCAGCUUAGACGGCGAUUGCGCCUUCGAGGCGGACUACUUCUCCGCCUUGCCGCCGCCUCCGCCGCUCUCCAUGGCUGAGGGCGUCCAACACAUUCGCAUCAUGGAGGGCGUGUCCCGCUCGUUGCCCUCGUCGCCACUGCUCGGCCACCAGGCGCUCGGUGCUCGACUGCAGGCCGUCAAGAAGCUCACAGCCCCCCUGCGGAAAGCAAAGUUUGUGGAGAGCCCUCGCGUUCCUCAAUCGGAGCUCAGCUCCCCCGACCCGGCUGGGAAUUCCCACCUGGACAGAUUGUGCCCAGGGGAGUCGAGCCAGGAGCUGGGCCCCCCUCCCACGGUGGAUGAGGCCGCCAACACAUUGAUGACGCGCCUGGGCUUCCUUCUGGGAGACAAAGCGAGCGAGGGGCCAGCUGGUCCCCACUACAGCAUGGAGGAGCCCGAAGCUAGACAGGCCCAGAACCAGCGCAUCAGCCCAUGCUCCACGUUAACCAGCAGCACCGCAUCUCCCCCCGCGGGCAGCCCCUGUUCCACCCUGCCCGCCAUCAUGCCGGGCCAGGCGGGAACAAGGGAGUGCGCCUAUGGCUCCGUCACCAGUCCCACCUCCACGCUGGAAAGCCGGGACAGCGGAAUCAUAGCCACUCUGACCAGCUACUCUGAGAACAUGGAGCGUGGCGGCAGCAAGCAUAGCGGAGGAAGCAUGGAGGGCUCACGCGGCAACCUGAAGCUGUGGCAGUCGCAAAAAUCAGGCAUGGACUCCUUCCUGUACCGUGUUGACGAGAACAUGACAGCGUCCACGUACAGCCUCAACAAGAUCCCCGAGCGCAGCCUGGAGAGCAUGUCCUCGCACUCGGCCCAUUCCAUCCCUCUGUACCUAAUGCCCCGCCCCAAUUCUGUGGCUGCCACCAGUUCAGCUCACCUGGAGGACCUGGCCUACCUGGACGAGCAGAGGCACACCCCCUUACGCACCUCGCUGCGUAUGCCCAGACAGAGCACCACCUGCGGGCCAGGCCGCUCGGGGCAGGACAUAAGAGCUUCCGCUAACAACUCCCAUGCCUGGCAGUCACAGUCACCAGUACGUUUUGCACCGUACCGGCCCCAGGACAUUGCCCUGAAGCCGCUGCUCUUCGAGGUGCCGUCCAUCACGGUGGACUCUGUGUUCACGGGCCGUGAGUGGCUCUUCCAGGAAAUCGACGGCCACCUCAACCGCCCCGGCAGCAGUCGCGGCGUGGUGAUCGUCGGCAACAUCGGUUUCGGCAAGACUGCCAUCAUCUCCCGCCUGGUGGCGCUCAGCUGCCACGGCACGCGCAUGCGACAAAUCGCCUCCGACAGCCCGCAGGCCUCACCGAAACAUGGCGAGGGGCUUCCUCUCAGCCAGCCGCAGCCCACACAUGGCACACUGGGUGGAGGCAGCUGUCCCGGUACCCCUGAGAUGAGGCGGCGACAAGAGGAGUCCAUGAGAAGACUCGCCUCACAGGUAGUGGCCUACCAUUACUGCCAAGCUGACAACGCCUACACCUGCCUGGUGCCCGAGUUUGUGCACAACGUGGCGGCGCUGCUGUGUCGCUCACCUCACCUGGCGGCCUACAGGGAGCAGAUGCUGCGUGAGCCGCACUUACAAAGCGUGCUGAGCCUGCGCUCCUGCGUCCAGGACCCACUGGCGUCCUUUAGGAGAGGUGUACUUGAGCCCUUGGAUGCCCUCUACAAAGAGAGGAAGAUCAACACAGAGGAAGACCUGAUCGUCCUAGUUGACGGCCUGAACGAGGCAGAGUUUCACAAACCGGAUUACGGCGACACCAUUGUGUCCUUCCUCUGCAAAACCAUCCACAAGUUCCCCUCCUGGCUCAAGCUGGUGGUGACUGUCCGAACCACCUUGCAAGAGAUCACCAACCCGCUGCCGUUCCAUCGUAUCUCUCUGGACGGCCUGGAGGAGAACGACGCCAUCGACCAGGACCUGCAGGGCUACAUCUUGCACCGCAUCCACAGCAGCCCAGAGAUCCAGAACAACAUCUCACUUAACGGCAAGAUGGACAACACCACCUUCGGCAAGCUCAGCGGGCACCUAAAGGCCCUCAGCCAGGGCUCCUACCUGUACCUCAAGCUCACCUUUGACCUUAUCGAGAAGGGCUACCUUGUCCUCAAGAGCUCCAGUUACAAAGUGGUUCCGGUCAACUUGGCCGAAGUGUAUCUCCUCCAGUGCAACAUGCGCUUCCCCACGCAGUCAUCGUUCGAGCGGGCACUGCCUCUGCUCAAUGUGGCUGUGGCCUCAUUGCACCCGCUCACCGAUGAGCAGAUCUACCAGGCCAUCAACGCCGGCUCACUGCAGGGUACGCUGGAUUGGGAGGAUUUCCAGCAACGUGUAGACAAUUUAUCCGUCUUCCUGGUAAAGAGACGGGACGGCACUCGCAUGUUCGUCCACCCGUCCUUCAGGGAGUGGUUGAUUUGGCGGGAGGAAGGCGAGAAGACAAAGUUCCUCUGCGAUCCCAGGAGUGGCCACACCCUAUUGGCCUUCUGGUUCUCGAGGCAGGAAAGCAAGCUAAACCGGCAGCAGACCAUCGAGCUGGGCCACCACAUCCUCAAAGCACAUAUCUUCAAGGGUCUCAGCAAGAAAGUUGGGGUGUCCUCAUCCAUCUUACAAGGCCUAUGGGUGUCCUACAGCUCGGACGGUCUGUCGGCCGCUCUCUCAUCGCUGAGAAAUCUAUAUACACCCAACAUCAAGGUGAGUCGGUUGUUGAUGCUGGGCGGUGCCAACGUCAACUAUCGCACCGAAGUGCUCAACAACGCCCCCGUAUUAUGCGUCCACGCCCACCUGGGCUACAUGGACAUGGUGGCCCUACUCCUGGAGUUCGGCGCCUAUACCGACGCCCCCUCCGAGAGCGGCCUGACGCCGCUGGGUUACGCUGCUGCAGGCGGUCACAUGGCCAUCGUGACGGCUCUGUGUCGAAAGAAAGCUAAGGUGGAUCACCUGGACAGGAAUGGUCAAUGUGCGCUGGUGCACGCUGCCCUCAGGGGCCACAUGGAGGUGGUCAAGUUUCUCAUCGAGUGCGACUGGAGCGGCGGGCCGGUGCAGCACUCUCCACAAACCCAGCAGCAAGCUGCCUUCACCAAAAGCCACGCCGUUCAGCAGGCCCUUGUUGCCGCAGCUAGUAUGGGCUACACAGAGAUUGUCUCCUACCUGCUGGACCUGCCCGAGAAAGACGAGGAGGAGGUGGAGCGAGCGCAGAUCAAUAACUUUGACUCGCUGUGGGGAGAGACAGCUCUGACGGCGGCUUCCGGUCGGGGGAAGCUGGAAGUGUGCCGCCUCCUUCUGGAGCAGGGUGCCGCCGUGGCCCAGUCCAACCGGCGCGGCAUCGUACCGCUGUUUAGCGCCGUCCGGCAGGGCCACUGGCAGAUAGUGGACCUUCUCCUGACGCACGGCGCUGACGUCAACCUGACUGACAAACAGGGUCGCACGCCACUCAUGAUGGCCGCUUCAGAGGGACACUUGGGAACAGUGGAGUUUCUACUCUCGCAAGGAGCCUCCCUGUCUCUGACGGACAAGGAGGGUCUGACGGCGCUCAGCUGGGGCUGCCUCAAGGGUCACCUGCCAGUGGUGCGAUGCCUGGUAGAAAGCGGCGCCGCCACCGACCACGCCGACAAGAACGGCCGCACGCCGCUCGACCUGGCUGCCUUUUACGGCGACUCUGACGUGGUUCAGUUUUUGGUGGAUCACGGCGCAAUGAUAGAGCACGUGGACUACAGCGGCAUGCGUCCUCUUGACCGGGCCGUGGGCUGCAGGAACACGUCGGUGGUGGUGGCCCUCCUCAAGAAAGGCGCCAAGAUAGGAUGUCAGACGCUGCCCAGUAGGCCCCGAGGUCCGGCCACGUGGGCCAUGGCCACCUCCAAACCCGACAUCAUGAUCAUUCUACUCAGCAAACUCAUCGAGGAGGGUGACGGCUUUUACAAGAAGGAGAAGGUGAAGGAGGCGGCACAGCGCUACCAGUAUGCCCUCAAAAAGUUCCCGCGUGAAGGCUUCAGUGAGGACCUUAAGACAUUCAGAGAGUUAAAGGUUUCGCUAUUCCUCAACCUGUCCCGAUGUCGGAGAAAAAUGAAUGACUUUGGGAUGGCUGAGGAAUUUGCUACCAAGGCUCUCGAGCUGAAACCCAAAUCCUACGAGGCCUUUUACGCCAGGGCCAGGGCCAAGCGUAGCAGCAGGCAGUUCCAUGAAGCCUUGGAUGACCUGAACGAAGCCAUGAAACAGUGCCCCAACAACCGAGAGAUCCAGCGCCUACUGCAGCGUGUUGAGGAGGAGUGUCACCAGCUGAGCCAGGGGGUGCUGCAGCCUCCGGACCUGGAGCUGGAGCCUCCUCCAUCCCCGCCUCCUACGCCUCCCCCAGAGGAUGAAGAGUGCCUGUCCCUUCCUCUGCCUCUCCCGCCUCCGCCAGAGCCCCGUCUGGAGGACAUGGAGCCUGUCCAGGAUCUCUUUGAGGAUGAGGACUACUUAGAGCAGGAACUGGAGGCCAUGUCCAUGUGUCUGCCCCCACCGGAGUCAUUGGGCAAUCCUACCAGUCUCCCCAUCAUUCAGAGUCCCCCACUGUCCCCUACACACGCAGACCAGAUCUACCUUGCUGGAGGUUCUCCUAUGGGGCAACCUUACGAGUACCACCCCACCUCUUCCUCCAUGUCCUCCCCCACCCGUGGAUCUUAUCAGACCACGCCGCCCUCCCUUUCCCCGACACAUCACAACUCCCACUAUCGACACAGCCCACCUCACACAUCGCCGGUGCACCAGCCGUCCUACCGCUUCAGCCCACCACCAAUGGGAAGUGGUGGGCAAGGGAUGGACCACCAGAGCCCGCCGCCCUCUCCUCUGCGUCGGGCUGCCCAGUACAGAGCCAGUCCACCGGUAGAGAGCGUUUGUCUGUACAGGUCCCAGUCGGGUUCUCCUGUGCGCUACCAAACGGAACAGCACCCAGGGAGACCCAAGUCCCCUCUGUCCAAGAUGAGCAGCCAACGCUCCUUCCAGCUCAGCUCUCAGGCCUCGCUGUCAUCCCAGCACCACCAAGCCCAAGGCCUUCGUCUGCAACCUUCCAUAGCUCAAAUCGUGCGCACCAACCAGCCCAACAGCAGUUACGGGGGGCAAAUGGGCCACUCUGUUGGUAGCCGUUACCCGGGCGGCUCGGUGGACGUGGACGGCCGACUUGUGUACCAGCCUUCGCUGGAUGGGCGUUCUAUGUCGCAGGUGCAAGCCAGCCUCAGCUCUGGCGCCCUCUGCCAGCACGGCGGCCGAGGAGGGGUCAUGGAGUCGGCACUGUUGAAGGAUGAGCUACCCCAGCGCCCCUCCUCUGCCUACCGCGCCAGCAGCGGGGGUCCGGCGGGCAUCCGUUACAGUCAGACGCCUCAGAUCAGUCGCAGCCAGUCCGCUGCUUACUACCCCGUCUCUGAGCACGUGCUGGAGCGCGCCAAUGCCAUGCCCCCUUGCCAACUGGGCUCCCCUGAGAUCCCGCAUUUGGUGAGACGCCCUGUCAGCGCCAACACUCCUGAGAUAAAGCCGCACGUGCCCACCCCCAGACCCCUCAUCCACUCGCAGAGCGUCGGCCUGCGCUUCUCCCCCUCCAGCAACAACAUCUCUGCCGGCUCCACCUCGAACUUGGCGCCGGGCUUCAGGCCGUCCUCUUCCAUCCAGCAGAUGGAAAUACCUUUGCAAGCCACCUACGAGCGCCCCUGUGAUGAUUUGUCACCAAUCUCUCCCUCACAGGGCGGCGGGGGGCUUUAUCAGGGCGAGCCUACCCGCUCUCGUAACACUCCCUUUAUGGGCGUCAUAGACAAGACGGCACGGACUCAGCAGUACCUGCACCAGCCCUCUCGCUCCCGCGCCAUGACGUCCAUGGAUUCGGCCAUUAGCCCCACCUCGCCCGGCCAAUUGGUCCAGCAGGGGUCCACCUACAGCCCGCCCAGUUCGCUGGGAAACAUCGCUUACUACAACAAGACUAACAACGCGCAGAAUGGACACUUACUGGAGGAGGACUACUACUCCCAGACACCGCCGCCCUCAUUGGGAAAGCUGGCCAACGGCUCCCGAGGCACCGGGGACAUUCUGGAGCGGGUCAGCCAGGUGCCCACCUACCCGGACGUGAAAGUGGCCAGGACUCUGCCUGUGGCGCAGGCAUACCAGGACAACAUGUACCGCCAGCUCUCCCGAGACUCCCGCACACAAGGACCCUCUUCACCCAUCAAACCAAAGAGACCAUUUGUGGAAUCUAACGUGUGACAGUUCAGACGACGAAAGAUCAGAAACUGUGAGUGGCCUGAAAAUGGACUUAGCCUGGAAGAACUGGUCACAAGAGGGACCACACACUUUUAAGGUGUUGGACAUAAACAUACUGACUGAUACACUGACUUGACCAUCUUGUAACGCUCACAGGCUUGAUUCCAGGCUCUGGACAAUGACUACCCCCAAUAAAACUGCACAGGGACAUGAACGUCUCCUGGGACUGGUGGACUCUUUAUCUUGUGUGCUCUUAAACAAGGUUGCUGUAGGCUCUCUUCAAUGUAAUACAAUACUAUAUGUUCAAUACUGUACAUUGCUCGGCAGAUUACAAACAACUUCAUUACUAAUAGAGAACAAAUGACCAUAUUUAUAAUUAAGUUAUAUAUUGUACAUAGAAGUCAGAGGAAGCAUCGUUUGAAAUGUAUACCGUUCUCGCUGCCUUGGUGUCCCUGCUGCUGGUCCAAAGGGGACGGACGUGCUAAAACUCGUCACAGAAGCUCACGUUUUCUUGGGGCUGAUCAAGCGCAUGCGGAGCGUCAUUUCCUGCACCGUCAUCCAUUGAUUAGUUUCGAUUUCCAUGUUCUUCACCGAACAGGACAUGCGGGUAUGUGCCAAAAACGUUACCUGCCCAAACCAGUCAAUGUUUGCCUUUUCAAGCAACUGCUUUUAAACGUCAGUUAAAUUAGGCCCCUGUGGCCAGACCAGAACUAUUAACAUGUUUGCCUUGACUGAGGCUCAAAGAAAAGUUAAGGAUGAAAAGCAAGCAAAUCUCACUUCUGCCCCGCCUUUCUACCGGUUUCUUUUCAUUACAAACGCCUAGAAGGUGCACUUGAUUCCCCACCAUUUCUUUCUCUUUCCGAUUGUCGAAUGCAAGUGGUUUAGACAGUCACAGACAAUAUUUAACAGACAAUGUUUUUAAAGUCUUACCAAAAUGUAAAGACUUUCUAGCACAAGUUGUAUAGAUACGGUCUGACUACCAGUUGAAGAUGUUUGCAUCCGGCACUGACACAAUCAAUUCCGGCUUUGUUUGGAACGGUAUUCUAUUUAAAAAUAAAAACUUUUUAAAAAUCUGACACCCAAAACAUGCUUGUCCCGAUGGAAACGUUCAAUAACCUCACUCUUCAUGACACCUGAUGUUGAAUACGUUCAGAUGUUUCGACACCAAUGUCGUUCUCAAUGAAAGGUUUAACAUUCGCGCUUUUCCAGAGAGAGUUGUCAUUGCACAAUGGGCAAUGAGUACCUUCAAAAUCCGUCAAUGCGACUUCCACCUUGUACCGUAGCUGUUCUACUGAUCUUUAGAGAUGGUGUCACCUGUAUUAUACUUGCUUUCAAAUCUUAAUUGAAGCUAUCCAAGUAUGUAUGGUUCAAAAAUGUGUGAUUGUAUAUUAGCUGGCUGUAAAUAGUCUGAUGCAUGUUCUAUUCUAAAGCAGAAACAUGUAUAGCGGGCUGGUGUGUGCCCCCCGUCAUUUCCCUCAACCUGGUUUCUUUUAUGAUUAAUGUAUUUGCUUGCCAAGCAGAGUUCUCUUGUCUGUACAUGUGAGCUUUCAGAUCGCUGUGAUAUAUAAAAAGACAAAUUAUUAAAAAAAAAAAAAAGUUCAGAAUGUGGUUUUUAUCUCAUGUUAAAUGAUUGUAACAUGUACAUUGUAUUGAGAGGGGAAAACAUUUAUAAAUGGUUGCCUACUGAAACAAAGUAUUUUUAGUCAUUUAUUGUCUAACACAAUGGCAGAACAAAUGUGAGCAGGGCCCUUGACCCCUAAACAAGUGGUUAUGGGUGCUACUUGUGCAGGCACCUCAAAACCAACGUCCGGUGUGUGGGGUGCAAGAGUAAUUUUUUUGGGUGGGCCCCACCAGACAUUCAGCUAGCAGAUAUUUUAACACUUAUAAACACUAUAUUGCAGCUCCGUGCAUCAUCUUACCUUUGUUUGACCCUCACCUCUCCCCAACCACGCCCACUUUAAACCCGCAAACCGGGUCCCUCAGAGCCCCAGGUGCUGUCACCCCCCCCCUAAAUUAUGCCCCUGGUCUAACGUGCUUUCUAUGGUGCUUAUGAGACACUGACAAGGAGAUACAGUAGAUUAGAUGUAUUGAUUUGCUUUUAGGAUGGAAGUUUUACUGUGCAACAGGUUUGUUUGAAAUACAUUAUUCCUUAUUGAAAAUGUUGCAGGAAUAGAAAAGAAUGCUCAUGUUUCAAGGGCAUUGACAAUGUAUGUUCAAUACUUUUUGACAAAGGGGUGAAUGACAGUCGUAAAUGGAUUUG
Molecule: messenger RNA, 10734 nt
Organism: Corythoichthys intestinalis (scribbled pipefish)
Lineage: Eukaryota; Metazoa; Chordata; Actinopteri; Syngnathiformes; Syngnathidae
Gene: tanc2b
Product: tetratricopeptide repeat, ankyrin repeat and coiled-coil containing 2b
Exons: 29
Coding region: 1911-8477 (2188 amino acids)
Biological process (GO): regulation of dendritic spine morphogenesis
Cellular component (GO): dendritic spine
Molecular function (GO): protein binding
Source: RefSeq, a predicted model, not a curated record